AUGAUCUUCAGGCAGUGGCCCCUUGAAGCAAAGAUUGCAGCUCUUGCUGGGACUGUCUUCUUCUCCAUGAAAGCAUCACACACUUGUUUGGCUGAAAGGAUUGAGAUGAAGAGGUUGAGAUGGCUGCUCAAGUUGCAGAUGGUACUCUUUGUUAAUGCCUUGAUGCUCAUAGGAUCUUUUCAUAUCUGGAGAAGCACAGUGACCAUGUUCUACAGAUUACCAGCUGUUAACUCUUGCUGUUUCACUUUCUGGAAAGUAGCUGUGUUAAUGUUCCUGAUAUUGGCACACUCAAGCUCUUUCACACUGCUUUUUCUUGUGGCAGAAGAACCUUAUUUCUUUUCUCUAGCAGCUUACACCUGUCUUGGAGGUUAUAUCAUCCUUAUUUUCUUCCUCUUCACCCUGGGUUCCUUGGAGCAAGGUUAUAAGCUUUUGAUCCACCGAAAUACAAAAAUGGACAAUACAAAUGGCAAACUGGCAAUGAAGAAACCUCUUCUAGCAGUUGUGGUGACAGUGGCAUUGACUGUUCUUGGUCUCCUGAAUGCUUCCCAGCCUCCUGCAGUGAAAUCAGUGGAAAUUACAGUUCACAAGCUGCCUUUGUCUAUGGACAAACUGAAAGUGGUGUUGCUGUCAGAUAUUCAUCUAGGGCCGACUGUUGGAAAAACCAAACUUGAAAUGAUUGUAAAGAUGGUUAAGGCUUUAAAACCUGAUCUCACUGUGAUUGUGGGUGACCUCACUGAUUCCGAUGUGAAGGACCUUGGGCCAGCAGUGGAACCUCUUGGUGAGCUGGACUCCCCUUUAGGAACAUACUUUGUGACAGGGAAUCAUGAGUACUACACCUCUGAUGUCAGCAAUUGGUUUGAGUUGCUGAAAUCACUCAAUGUUCACCCCCUCCACAAUGAGAACAUAAAGAUUAUGUCCCCCAGGGGCCAGGAAAGUGACUGGUUUUGUUUGGCAGGAGUUGAUGAUAUCGAGGCUAAUGUGUUGCAUUAUUCUGGGCAUGGGAUGGAUUUAGAAAAGGCUUUAGGGGGCUGUGGUGUCGAUCAUGCAAUUGUUCUUCUUGCUCAUCAGCCGCUUGCUGCAAAAUGGGCUGUCCAAGCUCGGCCAGAUAUAAAUUUGGUCUUGUCUGGCCACACUCAUGGAGGUCAGAUAUUUCCUCUGAAUAUUGUUACCUAUUUCAUGAAUCCAUUCUUUGUGGGCUUGUAUAGAGUUGGACAGAGCACUUCAGUGUAUGUUAGCUCAGGGACAAUGUACUAUGGAAUACCGAUGAGACUAGGAAGUCGAGCAGAAAUAACUGAAGUUGUUCUGCGGUGUCCCUAAUCAGUUCAAACAGCUUUGUGUUUGAUUCCUCUUGGGCUAGUAUGACUGAUCACUUUGUGCACAAAAUCCAUCAUACCCUGUAUAAUGUAAUACAUUUCUCUGGAAUUCUGUGCUUGGCUUUGCAUGCAGAUGUCCUUUUCAUUGGAAAAUGCUUUUAUUUCAUCUACUGUAUCCUGGCAGGCACAUGAUUUGAGCAAC
This is a messenger RNA of Eublepharis macularius, 1515 nucleotides long. RefSeq names its product transmembrane protein with metallophosphoesterase domain (gene TMPPE). The transcript has a single exon. The coding region runs from base 1 to 1317 and encodes 438 amino acids. The record is from RefSeq and is a predicted model, not a curated record. Gene Ontology annotation, molecular function: hydrolase activity. NCBI's taxonomy places the organism in Eukaryota, Metazoa, Chordata, Lepidosauria, Squamata, Eublepharidae.